Molecule: messenger RNA, 1866 nt
Organism: Salvelinus sp. IW2-2015
Lineage: Eukaryota; Metazoa; Chordata; Actinopteri; Salmoniformes; Salmonidae
Source: RefSeq, a predicted model, not a curated record
AGGUGUUCAGUCUAACUCUACAGCCCACCUUGCUGUCUCUCUCUCUCUCUGUCUCUCAAUGUUAGCCAGGUAUCUGUGUUCACUAUGCUCCCCACGGUAAUCUUGAAGGGGACUCUCAUCAAGAAAUCUCAACAGAAGCGAAGGACGUCGCCCUGCAAUUACAAGGAAAGAUUAUUUGUCUUGGACACCCAGGACCUGACCUAUUCUGAACAGCGCCCUGGGAAAAAGCCCAGCCAGAAAGGCUGCAUUGAGCUCUCCAGGAUCAAGUGUGUGGAGAUAGUGUGCAGUGAAGUCCCAAUCCCCUGCAGCAACAAGUACCCCUUCCAGGUUGUCCACGACAACUGCUACCUGUACAUCUUCGCCCCGGACAACGACUGUCGUCAGAGAUGGGUCCGAGCUCUGAAGGAAGAGACCAAGUGCAACGCAUUACUCCUGAAGUAUCACCCCAACUUCUGGAUGGAGGGGAGGUGGAGGUGCUGUUACCAGACAGAGAAGAUGGCUACGGGGUGUCAGGAGUACGACCCUAUGGGAUACGCAUCCAAGAAGCCUCUCCCUCCAACCCCGGACCCACAGCGGCGGCUCUCUGACCCGGGCCAGAGGGUGGUGGUAGCGCUACAAAACUACAGUCCCCAUGAAGACACAGACCUGCCCCUUCACAAAGACCAGGAGUACAUCCUGACUGACAGCUCCCACCAUGAUUGGUGGACGGUACAGGACCACAGAGGAAACUCAGGUUUUGUACCUUGCAUGUAUAUAGCAGAGAAAUCCUGCGACAACUUCAACAGAUUUGAAUGGUACAACAAAGAGAUAACGAGAGGGAGAGCUGAGGAACUUCUGAUGACAGAGGGUAAGGAAGGAGCCUUUAUGGUGCGAGACUCCAGGCAUGCAGGCGUCUACACUGUGUCUGUCUUCACUAAAGCCCCAGGAUCCAACGGGCAGAAGAACCCGCGGGUGAAGCACUACCAGAUCAGACAGUCUGAGGCAGAGGAGUCCAAGUUUUACCUGGCAGAGAAAUACCUGUUCAGCACCAUUCCUGAGCUCAUCCAGUACCACCAACACAACGCUGCAGGUCUGAUCACGCGACUGAGGGAUCCUGUCUCUCAGGGUAGAGAGGCUCUCAGAGCCCUGCGGAACUCUAGGUCAGAGGUCGACCUGCUGCUUCUGUCUCCAGGCGCCAGCAGCAAUUUUGUUUGGUUAUUGAUUAUGGAAGGUAUCAUAGAGAUAGUUAGAGGACUCAUUUUUGCAUCUGUGCCAUUAGUCAGUGGGGUGGACCCGGCAGAGCUGACUCUAGGUGAGGAAGUGGGCCGCGGUCAGUUUGGCCUGGUACUCCAGGGGCGGUGGAGAGAGCGCAGGGUAGCUGUUAAGAUGGUCAGGAAGGGAGCCAUGUCUGAGGAGGACUUCCAAAGAGGAGGCCAGGUCAUGACGAUGCUGUCCCACUGUAAGCUGGUGCAGCUGUAUGGUGUGUGUACACAGCAUUCUCCCAUGUGUCUGGUGUUUGAGUUGAUGGAGCAGGGCUGCCUGUCAGACUACCUCCGAGCCAGGAGGGGGCGUAUGUCCCAGGACAGCCUACUGGGGAUGUGUCUGGACGUCAGUGAAGGGAUGGCAUACCUGGAGAGCAACAACUUCAUCCACAGAGACCUGGCAGCCAGAAACUGUCUGGUUUCCUGCAACAACGUGGUGAAGGUGUCUGAUUUUGGAAUGACCAGGUUUGUUCUAGAUGACCAAUACACCAGCUCUCAGGGCUCUAAGUUCCCCAUCAAGUGGUCUUCUCCUGAGGUCAUCAAGUACUGCAAGUUCAGCAGCAAGUCUGACGUCUGGUCCCUUUGGAUAGAUUUAUUCAUCCUCUCAGAGUCCUGCGUCCUUUGA